Molecule: messenger RNA, 570 nt
Organism: Alternaria burnsii
Lineage: Eukaryota; Fungi; Ascomycota; Dothideomycetes; Pleosporales; Pleosporaceae
Exons: 2
Coding region: 1-570 (189 amino acids)
Source: RefSeq, a predicted model, not a curated record
AUGCUCUUCAACGCAUUGACGGUUCUUUCUAUCAUCGCAAGCGUUCAUGCCGCAGGUCGUGCGAUCGUUACCAAUCAAUGCCCCGAGCCCAUCUAUCUCUGGUCCGUUGGUGGUAGCAUAAGUGACCAACACAUCGUCAAUCCUGCCACAUCAUAUAGUGAACCCUUCGUCACUGACCCGAAAUCUGGAGGCAUUGCGAUCAAGAUAUCACCAAUCGAAGGCGGUAUUUUCAAGCCAAACGUCAGCCAAACGAUCUUCGCGUACAACCUCGACGUCAACCAGAUCUGGUACGAUAUGAGCGACAUUUUCGGCGACGGCUUCGCGGGAAGUACCAUGACCCUCAAGCCGACGGAUUCAACGUGUGAGAGCAUCGUGUGGGCGUAUGGAAAGCCGCCCGCCGGUAGUCAAGUCAAGAACUGUGGCGCUGAGACGGAUCUUGAGCUGACAUUUUGUACCGACCAGUGCUUGCCGAGUUGGUCUCCUUGUGGAAGAAACGCGCCGCCGGGUGAGACGAGGACGUGCUGCACGCAUUGUAUUGGCGAUCACCACUGUGUUGCUGCACCCAAUUAG